Dichotomopilus funicola is the source of this 840-nucleotide messenger RNA. RefSeq names its product superoxide dismutase. Bases 1 to 840 code for a protein of 279 amino acids. Gene Ontology annotation, biological process: superoxide metabolic process. The record is from RefSeq and is a predicted model, not a curated record. Gene Ontology annotation, molecular function: metal ion binding. The transcript has 3 exons. Lineage: Eukaryota; Fungi; Ascomycota; Sordariomycetes; Sordariales; Chaetomiaceae.
AUGCGCGUUUCGACUCAGAUCUCCCUGCUCCUGGCUGCGGCCGGUGCGCACGUCUCUGCUCAGGAUGCCACGACAGGUCAAUUGGGCGAUGCGGCCGCGAUUACCAACAACCCUGAGAAUGCGGUGUACAAGGCGAUCCUGCCCAGGUCAGCCUUCUUUGAGCCGGCGUAUCCCGAGGGCGGCAACAUUGAGGGCGAGGUGACGGCCCGGGCCGGCGACGGCGGCAAGGGCGUGCGUUUCAGCGUCAAGCUCAACAACCUGCCUUCGACUGGCGGGCCUUUCACCUACCACCUGCACGUCAACCCCGUCCCCGUAACGGGCAACUGCACCGAAACGCUCGCGCACUUGGACCCCUACAUCCGCGGUGAGGACCCGUCCUGCAACAAAGAUGCUCCCGAGACGUGCCAGGUCGGUGACCUGAGCGGCAAGCACGGCAAGAUCCAGCCCGGCGACGACUUGUCGUUCGAGGCGGAAUACAUCGACGACUACGCCACGACCGUCGAGGGCCUCGGCGCCUUCUUCGGCAACCGCAGCAUCGUCUUCCACUUCCCCAACAAGACUCGCAUCACCUGCGCCAGCUUCGAGCGCGUCCGGCUGCCCGGCGGCGGCAAUGGCGAUAGCUCCUCGACUGCCUCGUCGCCCUCGAGCUUCACCACCCCGCCCUCAAGCUUCACCACCCCGCCGCCGACCUCGACCUCCGGCUCUGGUGGUGACGAGGGCAGCGCUACCGCCUCGCCGACCAGCGCUACUAGCAGCGUGUCGACUGGCGCCGCGGCGAUUCUAGGCAGUGGCGCGGGUGGUAUUGCGGCGGUUGCUGGUCUGGUGGCUAUGAUGUUUUAA